This is a messenger RNA of Phytophthora nicotianae INRA-310, 1278 nucleotides long. RefSeq lists its product as hypothetical. The transcript has 3 exons. The record is from RefSeq and is a predicted model, not a curated record. The coding region runs from base 19 to 750 and encodes 243 amino acids. NCBI's taxonomy places the organism in Eukaryota, Oomycota, Peronosporomycetes, Peronosporales, Peronosporaceae.
CCGUUAUGUACCCCCAUUAUGCAGUUUGCCAGUUCUUCGAUCAUGUGGCGGGUGGCAGUGUUGACCCGCUUUGAGACGCUGCAGAACUUCCUAUCGGCUGACGAGCGCGACUGGGUCAAGUCAGCGCUAUUCGACGGGCGUCAAGCACCUCAAGUCAAUGCUGAGACCUGUGAGCGUAAGGCAGAGGAAGACGCAACAGCAGCCACCACCAGCGAGGCCGAGUCGGCGCAUCUUGAGCGAUGGAAGAAGUGGAAACUCGAGGGCGACAAGAUCGACCAACUCACGUCAACGACCGGCACCGAAGCGGAUGCAGCGCUGAAAGAACUGGAGACGAGUGUGGCCAGCUUGCGCUUCUUCGCUCGAGGCAAGCGGGGCGUCUUGUACGCGGGUGAAAUGCGCACAACAAUGGAGCCAGUGGUGGCCAAACUGGCAGCCGACGCGACGUCUGCUGGGUCGGUGACGCUGGAAGCGCGUUGGCUUCGAGUGGUGAAUCGCAUGGGAAUUGGCGCGAAGCUCAUGGACGCAGGGAAGGGCUGGUUCCUGUGUGAACGACUCGAGGGCAAGAAUGUGGUCGAGUUUCUAGUAGAAGGAGAUGAGGUCACGACGCCAGCCAACGCCUUGUGGGUCGUCCGGGAGAUGCUGUGCCAGGUAUGCGUUUAUUGUGAUAGAUUGGAUGAUAUUGUGGUCACUAUUGUCGAUUCUUUCAGUGCUUUGCUAUGGACCUCAUGGGGGUCAACAAGGAAGAAAUGACUCAUCCGCAUCGCCACAUUAUCGUGCACCGCUCCACGCAGCAGCCAGAGCGAUGGCGGUGCACGUUUGUUGACUUUGAAAAGUGCUCGUCCACCAAGAAACCCAAGAACGUCACGCAACUCUGUCAGUUCCUCAGCUCGCCACGGAUGGUUGCGCUACUGGCAAGUAAACGCGUCAAGCUGGACGUGCCGAAGCUGCGGCAAUGCACCAAGUGCUACAAGCAGAACAUCUCCACAAAGACGUUUGGAGAUAUCAUGCAAGUCUUCGGGCUGUAGCUAGCAGCAUUCGACAACGUGCUAACUAACUAUACAACGCAAUUUUUGCAUCACUCCCUUGACUCAGCUAUCUGACUCGAGAACAUGUAAUGCCAUGAUGUAUUGAUGGGAUUGAUGGAUGGCUGUGCCCUGAAAGAGCUGAUACGACCCGCUUCUCUGACUGAAAGCUAGAGAAUCGUGCUCCUUGCCGGAGUCUUAAUAAAGCUCACUUUUGAACUUACCUUCAACAACACAAACACAUCGCAAACACGCU